ACGCAUAUAUAAAAUAUAUUAUUGUACUAACAGAAUCCAAGUUACAUGAACUAUAUAUAUUGUAUUCAUGUAGUGCAUAGACAACACUAUCACGUCGAUUGCUUCUAGAAUAUAUUGUUUAAAAAACGUUAAGCUAAUAGUAUAUGCUGUCUACGCCAAGCUAAUAUUUGCUUUUGUAUAUAAUAGUGGCUCAAAGGACACGUGGCAUAUUAAGCCCUUGCCAAAUGCGAUUGACAUUUGGCUCCACGUUAAUUAAGUUCUUCGCAUUCACAUCCUUAUAUAAACAAAUGAAACGGAGAAGGUAAGAGUGCACCCACGGAUUGACAUUUAUAAAACUUAAGAAACUCCUUUUGGCUCGUCGACCCUUUUAUAAGAGAACAAAACUAUUAUUCUCUAACGUCCAUCGGUGUAUACAUCCUUUUUUGAGUUACCAACUAAAGAUGGGAAGAUUACCUUGUUGUGACAAGAAUGGAGUGAAGAAAGGACCAUGGACGCCUGAGGAGGAUCAGAAACUCAUCGAUUAUAUUCGAGUUCAUGGUCCGGGCAACUGGCGUAUUCUCCCUAAAAAUGCUGGACUCCAAAGGUGUGGAAAAAGCUGCCGUCUUCGAUGGACCAAUUAUCUAAGACCAGACAUCAAGAGAGGAAGAUUCUCCUUCGAGGAAGAAGAAACUAUCAUUCAGCUACACAGUGUUAUGGGAAACAAGUGGUCCGCAAUAGCAGCUCGUCUACCUGGAAGAACUGACAACGAAAUUAAAAACCAUUGGAACACUCACAUCCGCAAGCGACUUGUAAGGAGUGGCAUCGACCCUGUAACUCACUCUCCGCGCCUUGAUCUUCUUGACUUGUCCUCACUUCUAGCCGCGAUUUUCAAUCAACCAAAAUUUUCAUCAGUUGCAACAAAUGCAUCGUCUCUGCUUAAUCCUGAUGUAUUGAGGUUGGCUUCUCUUCUCUUGCCCCCUCAACAACCACUUCAAAACCCUAAUACACUUUACGCAUCGAACCUCGACCAAAAUCUUCAAACUCCAAACACAUCAGUAUCGUCUCAAGACUCUCAACCACAAGCCGAGUGUACAGCUCCAACAAAGGAUGAAACUUCAUAUUUUGAGCCUAUCAUGAACGCAAGACUCGAGGUUGGUCCUUCAGAUGUAUUACCCCCGUUGUCAGAGAGUUUUGACUUAGACUCACUCAUGUCAACGCCAUAUUAUUCUCCACAACAAAAUAACAUUGAAGCAGAAGCCAACUCCAGCAGUUUAUUCGACUUUAGGUUUCCGGAUAAUUUUACCUUUGAUGACUUUAUGGGGUUGCUUUAGUUGUCUUUUGUCAAC
Molecule: messenger RNA, 1325 nt
Organism: Brassica napus (rape)
Lineage: Eukaryota; Viridiplantae; Streptophyta; Magnoliopsida; Brassicales; Brassicaceae
Product: transcription factor MYB41
Exons: 3
Coding region: 441-1310 (289 amino acids)
Source: RefSeq, a predicted model, not a curated record